UGUUUUUAUUUUUCCUCUCAGUGGAGAGAACAUGUCUGGGAUGAAGAGGGUGAUCGUGGAGAAGGACCCCGACUAUGAGGACAUCACCAUCACACAUCCCAGCAAGCGCCACAAGGCAGCUGAACAGUCAGCUAGAGAUGUUGCUGUGCAGAAGAUUGAGACAAUUAUAAAAGAACAGUUUGCUGUCGAAAUGAAGAGUAAAGAACACGAAAUUGAAGUUAUAGAUCAGCGCCUGGUUGAAGCAAGGAGGAUGAUGGAUAAGCUGCGUGCCUGUAUUGUGGCUAACUAUUACGCAUCUGCUGGUCUCCUUAAAGCUGGAGAGGGGACCAGGCCAUGUGAUGCAACAAUUCUUAAUCACCCUUCAAUCAAGAAAUUCUUGGAAUCACCCUCUAGAUCAUCGUCUCCAGCUAACCAGGGCUCAGACACUCCAUCUGCCAACCACUCCGAGAGUGACUCGCUCUCUCAGCACAAUGACUUUCUCCUGGACAAAGACAAUGGCAACUUGGAUGCAGAUGAGCGGCUGACAAACAGCCUGGACCAGAGACAGAGCAGAAAUACUGGCCGGGACAGUUCAGGUGUUUCAAGCUCUCAGAAACCAGGACAACGAAAUGCUGGACUGUCAAAUGAUGAAACUUCACGGCUUUAUGUGAAGAAAACCAUUGUGGUUGGCAACGUUUCCAAGUACAUUCCUCCUGACAAGAGAGAAGAAAAUGAUCAGUCGACCCAUAAAUGGAUGGUGUAUGUCCGAGGCUCUCGGAGAGAACCCAGCAUAAAUCAUUUUGUCAAGAAAGUUUGGUUCUUUCUGCAUCCCAGUUACAAGCCAAAUGACCUGGUAGAAGUGAGAGAACCUCCGUUUCACCUGACCAGGAGAGGCUGGGGAGAAUUUCCUGUGAGAGUCCAGAUACACUUCAAGGAUAGCCAGAACAAGAGGAUUGAUAUCAUACACAAUUUGAAGUUGGACAGGACGUACACAGGCCUGCAGACGCUCGGUGCAGAAACGGUAGUGGAUGUGGAGCUACAUAGGCAUUCCCUUGGUGAGGAGUAUCUCUUCUCCCAGUCUUCAGAGUCUGACCUUUCUGAUGUUCCUACAUCUUUACCGCUGCCACUGAGCAUCCCAGCACCAGUCAAAGCUUCUUCACCAAUUAAACAGUUGCAAGACUCCAGUCCAGAUGCUUCGGUGGACAAAGGAUUCCCCGGGAAUGCUGAAACUGAAAGACAUGCCACGUUUUAUUCUCUGCCAUCUGCAAUAGAACGGACUCCCACCAAGUUAGCCACACAGAAAGUUGCCUUUGGCUCUCAUGGAAAUUCAGCCUUUCAGCCCAUUGCAGCUAGCUGUAAAAUAGUGCCUCAAGGUCAGAGUCCAAGCCCUGCAGAGUCACCAGGAAAAUCCUUCCAGCCUAUCACCAUGAGUUGCAAGAUUGUAUCAGGUUCUCCAAUAUCGACCCCUAGUCCAUCUCCGCUACCUCGUACCCCAACCUCCACUCCGGUGCCCAUGAAGCAAGGCUCUGCUAGCUCAGUCAUUAAUAACCCGUAUGUUAUUGUGGACAAGCCUGGACAGAUGGUUGGAGCUGCAACCACAAGCACAGGAAGUCCAACCAGCAAACUGACCAGUGCUUGUCAGGUCUCUCUUGGAACUGGAUCUCCUGUAUCAAAGACCCAUGGGAGCAGUUUUGUCACCUCAGCUGUCAAGCAGGAGGAUUCUCUGUUUGCCACUAUGCCACCCCUUUGUCCUAUUGGGAGUCAUUCCAAGGUGCAAAGCCCCAAAUCGGUCACGGGAGGACUUGGAGCUUUUACAAAGGUGAUAAUAAAGCAGGAGCCAGGAGAGCUGCCCCAGCAACCCCAACUGCCAGUGACAGGGACAACCACACAGUCCUCUGUGCAGCAGUAUGUCACUGUCAAAGGGAGCCACAUGUUAGCCUUGUCACCGCAGAAGUCAGUUGUGAGCACGGGCGAGGGGACAGUGCAGUCUAAGGUUGUUGGCGUGCCAGUUGGCUCUGCUUUACAGUCGACAGUGAAACAAGCGGUGGCUAUAAGUGGUGGCCAGAUACUUGUGGCAAAAUCAAGCUCUUCAGUAGCAAAGACUGUUGGUCCGAAGCAGGUUGUUACUCAAGGUGUAGCCAAAGCCAUUGUAAGCGGAGGUGGAGGGACAAUUGUUGCUCAGCCUGUGCAGACUAUCACAAAAGCGCAAGUUUCUUCCACAGGUGCUCAGAAAAGUGCCUCUCAAGGUUCAGUGAUGGCUACACUGCAGUUACCAGCCACCAACCUGGCGAACUUGGCAAACUUACCACCAGGCACCAAACUGUACCUCACCACCAACAGCAAGAAUCCUUCUGGAAAAGGAAAACUGCUUCUGAUACCCCAAGGAGCCAUCUUGCGAGCCACGAAUAAUGCUAGUCUCCAAUCUGGUUCUUCCACAAAUAGUGGAGGAGGAGGAGGAACAACAACCCAAAGCACAAGCAGUAACUUGUCACAGCACCUCACCUAUACAUCCUACAUCCUGAAGCAGACACCCCAGGGCACCUUUCUGGUUGGCCAACCUUCUCCUCAGAGUUCUGGGAAGCAGCUGACUCCAGCUUCAGUUGUUCAGGGCAGUGUAGGAGUUGGAACAUCUUCCACACAAGGACAAGCCCUGAAAGUUAUAACUGGACAGAAAACAGCUCUAUUUACACAGGCUGCAGCCAGUGGACAGACGUCACUGGUGAAAAUAUCGGAUGGGUCUAUAAAAACAGUGCCUGCUUCAUCUCAGCUCUCCAAACCUGGCACCACUGUGUUGAGGGUAUCAGGAGGUGUCAUCACCACAGCUGCUGCUCCUGCCAUGGCCCUUCCCACAAAUGGGGUGGCCCAGCAAAUAGAUAAUGUAGGUUCCAGUUCAUUAUCUUCUGGAACUCCUGCAGCAAAGACAUCUGGACAGCAGCACCAAAUCUGUGUAAGCCAGAGCCAGUCUACUUCAUCAGUAGUGAAUAAGACUGCUACUUCCACUGUUGUAAGUGUUGCUUCUCUGAUGACUACACCAACGCCUGUAACUGGAAAAGCUGCAGUAUCAGGGUUGCUAAAAAUCCACUCAAAUCAGUCUAGUCCACAGCAGGCUGUUCUGACAGUUCCCAGCCAGCUUAAACAGCUCGGUGUAAACACAGCUUCUGGAGGUGUUCAGACAAUACUCAUGCCUAUGAACAAAGUGAUACAGUCACUUACCACCAGCAAAGUUUCAGCUGUCACAGCAGCAAGUACACUUGUCUCUACUCCCACUACAGCAUCAAUUACUAAAGUUAAGAUGGAGCCUGAUUCAACAGGACAAAACUGCAGUUCUGUGGGUACCCAAGAAGGCCAAGCAGCAGUAAAAACAGAAGAGAGCUCUGAACUUGGGAAUUACGUUAUCAACAUAGAAUAUUUGGAGAACGUCCAGCAGCUUUUAACAGCAGUAGUGAAGAAGGUUCCAUUAAUUGCUGAAAAAAGUGAAGAUGCAAGCUCUUUUUGUGCCGGUUCAGUGGAACAGUAUUACAGCUGGAAUAUUGGAAAGAGGAGGGCAGCUGAGUGGCAACGAGCAAUGACAGUGAAGAAGAUCCUACAAGAAAUCAUAGAGAAGCACCCCAGGUUUCACAGCAUUACACCCCUGAAAACAAAGCACGUGGUGCACUGGUGUCGAUGCCAUGGCUACACUCCACCUGACCCUGAGACCUUGCAGAAUGACGAGGACUCGAUUGAAGACGUGCUGACGCAGAUAGACAGUGAGCCAGAAUGCCCUUCAUCUUACAGCAGUGGUGAGGAGCUGUGCCGAAAACUAGAGGAACUACAGCAGUUUCUGAAACGAGAACCAGAACAUGAAGAGGAAGUAGAUGUUCUCAACUUCAGCGAGCCUUUAAAAAUAAACAUUAAGAAAGAACAAGAGGAGAAACAAGAGGAGAUGAAGUUCUACUUGGGAUCCUUGCCUGCAUCAGAGUUUGUGAGGGAUGCUGCAGAGAAGAUAGGGAUUUCUUUUCAGCCUGCUGAGGUACAAAAGAAUGUUUAUGCAUCAGUAAUAGAAGAUAUGAUUUUAAAGGCCACUGAACAGCUUAUGAGUGAUAUCCUACGGCAAGCACUUGCUGUGGCAUACCAGACAGCACCUCACAACAGGACUCCAAGAGAGAUCACAGUGAUGAAUAUUCACAAAGCCAUCUGUAAUAUUCCCUUUCUUGACUUCCUCACAAACAAACACAUGAAGAUACUAAAUGAGGAACAAUGAAAUAGAGCAAAGAAGGUGCUACAGGAAAGGUGGAUUUAUGACUGAAGUUGGUUUGACAAAUCCAGUAUUUCUGUAGGACACAUACACGUUUAUAACAUUGGGCUACUAGAUUGUUACCUCCAAUUAAAGAUGCACCUUAAUGCAACAAAAUGAUGCUCUGUUCCAAAUCAAGUUGUUAAAUGUCAGUGUUUACUUGGUAAGUGUAUGUUCAGUGGCUGAACAAACAUUGUCAGUUUGCAUCGAGUUGCUAGCUGUGAGAGACUCCACCGGCCUGGUCCCUCUGAGACAGCUGUUUUGAUGAGAUUGAACAUUUUUUCUUAGGAAAGAAAUUACACUUUUUGAUGCAGUCUGCAUAGGAGUUGUUCUUCCCAUGCAGUGGGCAGAACAGUUGCUUUGGCACUCUGAAUAUGAGAGAAGUCAAAGACAACUUUUAAAGGUAGUUACUUGAGUAGAUGGGUGAGUUGGUCAGGUAGGUUUAGGUGUGGGUGAGCAGGAGGCUGAUGGCUGCAACAAAUUCUGGCAGUCCUGCUCCAGCAUACAAUGUAUGUGACUAAGCACACAUCAGUAAGCUGGGUAGGCUUAUUAUCAGCUUUUUCAGCAAAGUGAAUAACCAAAUUCCUUGCCUCUAAAGAGGUGCCAGGUGCCACCUUUCUUAGUCAUCUCAGAAGGGUAGACUGGCACAUGCUCAGUCACCAUGAGCAAACCAUGGUCAGGCUUGGUAAAACUUGACUGACCACUUGUCCUGCAUAGGAAAGGAGGGGAGUGGGGACAGUAUUUGUAGGUUUUGACUGGCUGAAACCCUUUCCUUACCCAGUGAGUGCCUCCCCAUGCUGCUUGAAGGUUUGGAAUGUUCUGGGGGACAGGUAACAAGCUGUGUUGUAAGGUCAUAAUGUCUGGACAGCAUUGAUUGAUGAUCAGCUUGGAUUGUGAAGUGCUAGGGGAGCAGCAGCGCUUUGGCUGAAGUUCUGCUCAACACAGAGAGGCCUGAUAGGAUCAAAACAUCAAAGGUUUGCUGCUUGUAGAGAUCUCCUCUGUCUUGACUGCAGGAAGUUCUGCUACUAACCUCGGCACUUAACUGUCUAGGAACAUCUCUGAUGUAGGAGACAUGUCUGCAGCCUGGCUGUGAACACUUCACUGAAGAAGUCUUCGCUGACAACAUCCUGACCACCCCACAUCCACCACCCCUUUGUCCUUCCCCAUGGGUGCUUGCUAGUAGUAUGAAUAAGCCAUUGUGAAGUUGGUGGGAUAACUGUUUGAUUGUCAUGCUUUCAGGGUGCUUGUUUUGUGAGGCAGUGCUUUCACGUGGUGGAGCAUGGGUCAAGCAGCCAGGACUCCAAUGCGCUGAUCUCAGCUGGGUCUGUGAUCUGCUGCAUGGCCUUUGAUAUAAUCACUCUGUGCCUCAGUUUCCCCAUCUCUGAGCAUGGGGAGCAGGAUACCUACCUCAAAGGGGUGUACUGAGGCCUCGCUCUUGUUGGUGCCGUGCUUUGACAAUACAAAGCCUUUUAUAAACAUUAAA
This is a messenger RNA of Pezoporus flaviventris, 5735 nucleotides long. RefSeq names its product YEATS domain containing 2 (gene YEATS2). Lineage: Eukaryota; Metazoa; Chordata; Aves; Psittaciformes; Psittacidae. Gene Ontology annotation, cellular component: NuA4 histone acetyltransferase complex. The record is from RefSeq and is a predicted model, not a curated record. The coding region runs from base 32 to 4219 and encodes 1395 amino acids. The transcript is spliced from 30 exons. Gene Ontology annotation, biological process: regulation of transcription by RNA polymerase II; chromatin remodeling. Gene Ontology annotation, molecular function: histone binding.